Molecule: messenger RNA, 1397 nt
Organism: Bactrocera oleae (olive fruit fly)
Lineage: Eukaryota; Metazoa; Arthropoda; Insecta; Diptera; Tephritidae
Source: RefSeq, a predicted model, not a curated record
CCAGAAAAUAAUUUGAAAUAUACUUAUGUAAUUAAAUUUGAAGCUUUCAAACUUUUUUCUGUUUAUUUUCACUUUUUUUAUUUUAGAAUGUUGAUAAUAUUUUAAUCGAACGAAUAUCGAAACGAAUGCUUUUAAAUUUAAAGUGUAAAGAAACCUUUUAUAAACCGACAGUGAAUAAUUACUUCUUUUUCAUUUAUUACAAUGCACAGAACUGCAUUUGUCAAAAAUUUGCAAAUACAUACACACAGAUAUAAAUAAGAUGUGAAUCAAUCUCAAUGUAUAGUGAAGACCCGUAUAUAAAUUACAGGACGCACGCACAGAAUACUCUGUUAUAUUUGGAAAAUUAUUUCAAAAACUUUAUAAUAAAUUUAGUUAAAUUUUAAAGUUAAGUUAAGCGAAUAAAUUAACAGUUUAUCGUCAAUGCACGUAAACCUGCCCAGAUAAUUGUAUGUAGACUGCGUUCAGACACGACAACUUUAUCUGCGGCAGUUCGAGUUGUGGAAAAUUUCAAAGGAUACGUACAAUAUAUAAAAAUAUUUAAACUUAGAUUUGGUCUACAUUUUUGUAUGUAAUAUAUACGCAGAGUAUGAAUGCCAAAAUUUCAGCUCUUUAAGGUUUGCUAAAAAUUCAAAGACAUAUUUGACUUUGCAUUUACUUUAAAUAUUAUUCUCUGGCAAUACCUUCGCUGCCAAUAUGACAAAUAAAUACAAUGCGUACAUAUAGAAAGUAAAAAGUGCCUGGUUUAUUAUGAAAUAUUUAUAGUUCAGUUAAUAAGUGAAUAAUAAUUAUGCUCCUGUCCUUCAGAACUGCUGUCCAAUCAGCAUCACAACUACUAUGCCAGGGGAGAUAUCCAAUUUGUACAAUGUAUCAUCGUCAAAUGUCAAAUAUUCCCAAACAACCGUCUAAUGAGAGCUCAAACGAACCAAUAAAGUUCUUUGGAAGCCAAGCUGCAACCUGGCGUGCACGGGAUACGAGAAGUGGCGGUUCUGAGGACAUGUUAUGGUUUCAACCUUAUGUCAUUUCAGGAAGUUUGGCUGCAUUCUUAUUGUAUUUCUGCGUACUCCGGGAGGAAAAUGAUAUAGACAAACGGCUAGAAGGUAACCUGUUUGAUCAAGUUACGGGUCUGGAAGAAGUACAGCUUACCGUAAAUUACAAAUAUAACAAAGAUAAUGGUUUGGACACUUCUGAAAUUGAAAAACGAUUAUUAGAACUAGGAGUCGACAUAAAGCUUUUAGAUAUACGAUAAAAAGAAUGUAUAACAAUUGAAUACGACGAUAGUAGUAGUCACAAUAUCGGUUAAGAUAAUGAAAAAGAUUUAUUCAAUUGUCUAUGCAAUAUUACCUAAUUUGAAAAUAAAACAAUUGGUGAUUUGUAAAUGCCAAAGGCAAAUUUGCAUA